AGAAUGAAUCAAGAGCGCGUACGUGCUUGUUGCGCCGUUUGUUACCAACAAACGAAUCGAAGGUGCGGUCGUUGUUUGAAUAUAUAUUAUUGUAAUAAAGAUCAUCAACGGCAAGAUUGGAAACGACAUAAAACUGAAUGCGGUCCCAAGAAAUCAAAACAAGGUAGUGUACCCUCCAAAGUAGGUGAUUGUGUGAAUCACAACGAAGAAAGUGUUAAUCUUCAACAAAACUUUGUCUCUAAUUACACGGUAGACUCCAGGUUUUGUGAAAGUGCUGCUAUAGACGCCAGAAAUGAUAAUAUAAGACAUUUGAUAAAAUCGAGGGAAGAAAGUGUUAAGAGCCCUGGUCCUUUAGAUCUUAGUAAACAUUCGCGAACUACAUCCGAGGAUGUGAAUAAAAGUGAAAGCGCUGGAUCUAGUUCACAAGGACAUAACGAUAGUGUUACAUCCAGUAUAGUGUAUACUAACAGGGACUUGAUUAGAGGUAGUGCCAUAACAUACGAAGGAUCAUCAGAACAUGAGAUUCUGAGUGAUCCUGUGCAACAACUGAACGCUGAUGACUUUAGUGCUGCUAGUACAAGCAAUGUGUUAAAAUCUGUGAAUAGGACAGAAAUUAAAAUGCCUGCAUUACCUAGUCAUGAAGCAGAGCAUGGUACUAAGAUGAGGGAGUACCCAGAAGCUUCUCUUAGAAACAGUGUAGCCCCAUUCAACCAUAUGCCAAACACAUAUCACAUGGAACCAAGUGAUCCAUGCUAUGAAGUGUGCCAAAGGCUAGUAAGAGACAUGACUCAGUAUGGAGUAUGCGUAUUGGACAAUUUUCUCGGAAGAGAAAAAGGUUUACUAGUGCGUAAUGAAGUAUUGAAUAUGUACAGACAAGGAAUAUUUUCAGCUGGCCAAUUAGUAUCUAAUCCUAAGAGCAAAGACUCUCAGACAGUGCGCAGUGACCUUAUCACAUGGAUUGAUGGAAAGGAGCCAUACUGUUAUUACAUCAAACAAUUAAUAACACAGGUUGAUAAUAUCGUUCUCAGGGCAAACAAGAUGGCCCACAACGGGAAAAUGGGUGACUAUUUCAUCAACGGGAGGACUAAGGCCAUGGUUGCUUGCUAUCCUGGGCUAGGUAGCCACUACGUGAAGCACGUGGAUAACCCCAAUAAAGAUGGCCGCUGUAUCACAGCUAUAUAUUACCUCAACCUAGACUGGGAUGUGGAGAAGUGUGGGGGCUUGCUCAGGGUAUUUCCGGAAGGCACCGACCAAGUAGCGGACAUUGCACCUAUCUUCGAUCGUAUGUUAUUCUUUUGGUCUGAUCGACGGAAUCCACACGAGGUUCAGCCAGCGUAUAGCACUAGAUACGCCAUCACUUUAUGGUAUUUCGACAGUCAAGAACGAGAAAUAGCGUUGAAGAAAUACAAAGAGGAGCAUGCGGCGUUAUUGCAGCAGUACAGCCAAAGGAAAUGAAGUUCUGAGCGUUGCAAUACUAAUGCCCACGCCACACCGAGGUACUACUUUACCACCGCAUUUCCACAUAUUUUCACCGCCCUUCAAGUAGAAAAGUAAGAAAAUUAUUUUCCUUUUGAUAGUAUCUUUUUUUACAC
Molecule: messenger RNA, 1592 nt
Organism: Diatraea saccharalis (sugarcane borer)
Lineage: Eukaryota; Metazoa; Arthropoda; Insecta; Lepidoptera; Crambidae
Source: the annotation of a GenBank genome assembly